Penicillium brevicompactum is the source of this 1035-nucleotide messenger RNA. RefSeq lists its product as uncharacterized. The record is from RefSeq and is a predicted model, not a curated record. The transcript is spliced from 4 exons. Bases 1 to 1035 code for a protein of 344 amino acids. Lineage: Eukaryota; Fungi; Ascomycota; Eurotiomycetes; Eurotiales; Aspergillaceae.
AUGAGCAAGAUAUUCAUCACUGGUGCGACUGGGUACAUUGGCGGCGACUCCCUCGCCGCAUUGUUUGCCAAGUACCCUGAAUUCUCCUACUCGGCUCUUAUCCGCAGUGCGGAAAAAGCCGAUCAAGUCAAGGCCCAGUAUCCCUCUGUUCGCACAGUUAUCGGAGAUCUCGACGAUUCAAGCUUGCUGGAGAGAGAAAGUGCGGCAGCAGAUAUUGUGUUGCAUACCGCCGAUGCUUCCGAUCAUGUAGGAGCGGCCAAAGCAAUCAUUGCUGGUUUAGUCUCUGGUCACAGCAAGGAAAAGCCCGGCUUCUUGCUUCACACGGGCGGAACUGGCAUCCUCACAUGGGAAGACAGCGACAAGAAUGAAUUCGGAAACAAGAGCGAGCACAUUUACAAUGAUUGGGAGGGAGUGGACGAGUUGCUGAAUCUGCCCGACCACGCUUUCCAUCGGAAUGUCGACCAGCUAAUAUUGGAGGCUGGGACCAAGCAUGCCGAUGUGCUUAAGACAGCACUGGUUUGCCCGCCAACAAUCUACGGUCAAGGCCGGGGACCCGUUUCUCAGCGCGGACGACAGGUCUACGAACUCGCAAACGUAACAAUUCGUCUAAAGAAGGGACCAAUCAUUGGCGCCGGUCGGUCAAUUUGGAACAACGUGCACGUACACGACCUUAGUGACAUGUAUGUGCUACUCGUGGAAGCUUCAAUCGCUGGCCGAACUGAUCCUGGGCUUUGGGGGGCGGAUGCUUACUACCUUACCGAGAAUGGGGAGCAUUACUGGGGCGAGCUGGCUGCCGCUACCGCAGAGGCGGCUGCAAAGUUGGGAUAUAUUCCAGAGGCCAAGGCCGAGUCAAUUGAUUUGGAAAGCGCCAAAAAGUAUGCAGGGUUUGAAUCUCUGAGCUGGGGUAUGAACUCUCGUGGCCAGGCGCGACGAGCACGCCACGUCCUAGGAUGGAAGCCCUCACGACCAAGUAUCGAAGAAGAGCUUCCCGCGAUUCUUCGAUCGGAAUGGCAGCGUGUUCAAGAUUCUACCUGA